AUGAACACAGCGGACGUCGUGUCCGUGUCAAAUGCACAGGAGCAAAGAGAAGCACUUAUGAAUGCACUUGAACGGAUUCGUCAUUUAAAAGAUUCUAAACUUGAGAACCAACGAGCACCUGCACAACUUCUUGUCGCCAUUGAAGCCACUCUUGCCGAAAGAGCCAAUACACAGCCACAGGAACCACAGCAAGAGCGUCAAACAGAGCCUGCAGGGCCGACACAAUACCUUCUGGCGCUUGAGAGCUUGUUGAGUGCUGAAAAUACGAGUGCGGAUGUCCAUGCCUCAUCCGUCUACUUGCUCUCAAUUGUGCUUCCCCAUGUCGCUCCCGGUGUUGUACGGGCGAAAAGCCAUGCAUUACUAGGUGCUGUAGCAGCGCCACUCGCUGAUCCACACGGUGGUGCGGCCGAAAACAUGAAUGCACGCCUACGUGCUUCUUUAGGUGUCGUGGAAUCACUCCUUCAUAUUGUUCCUGUGCGCGAGCGCAACAUACUGGAGCGCGAGCGAACUUGGCUUGCUGUAUGGGAUCUAGUGCUAGGCCUAUGUAUUGAUGCGCGGCCCAAAGUGCGGCGACGUGCGCACGAACUUGUCACACACAUCCUUAGUGAACCUGCGUGGGAACACGCACACCCUUAUGCAGACCGCACAAUGAUGUGGGCUGCUCGUCUCCUGCAUGGUGUUGCAGCUGCACGCGGCGUUUCUCAUUCAAAAGGGGGUCAUCCGCAUUUGCGAGCGCCUACGGUCGAGUACGAUAAGCACCGUGGCAAGGCGAAGCAUGCUAUGAGUGCCGCAGCGGAGCGGCAAAAACAGGCGGUAGACGGUGCUGCGAGCACUGGUAUCUGGAUAUGUGCGCUAUUGCAGACGAUUGUGCCUGCUGUUCCUGUUGCGAGUACGAUGCCACUUGUGCAUGAGCUCUUGGCAUUGCCUGCCCUGCAAAAUCCAUUUUUAACCGUGGCAGUGUAUGACGUAUUUUCCGCUCUGUUCCGGACGCCGCGUGUGGAGCGGAGUUUGGAUAUGGCCGUUGCGCCAGUGGAGCGACACACGCGCGAUGUGUCUCUACUUCGUCACACGCUCGAUGAACUGUGCAAGACGACGAAUGUGCCUGCGCAUACCGAUGUCCAGACCCUUCCCGCGUACCUAGGAGUGCUAGAAGCUUGUAUGGUCGCAUACUCCGCCGCGGAUCUCGACUCGGCCUGGUCAUUGGUCCCUACGCUGUGGCAUAGCUCGAUGACCCUGGCUUUAUCGGCUCAGUCGGAUGCAUCUCGCGCGUCUUCCGAUGUUCGCAGCGCGGGCCGAAGGUUCCUUCAGGCUCUCGCGCACUAUUGUGUGCCGGACCAUGCAGUUGCGGAUGCACUAAAAGCACAUAACGCUGACGAAGUGCCACUUUCACGAAUGAUUUCUUCCUUGCGUGAGGCGCUCGGUAAGCAUGCUCUUCGGUACACACACACACGCAGUGAUAUUCUGCACAUCCUUGCGAGUAUGCUGAGUCGCUUACGGUAUCCACUCGAAGUGGGUGGACCUCCACCAGCCGAACCGUUGCUCAUGCAAGCGGUCGUGGAUGUGGCGGCUCUGCGUGCGCAUCGGCACUUUGAUGCACGGCCAGAUGCGGAUGCUGUGCUGGGCUCGGCGAUUUCGGCGUGUGGUCCACGUGUCUUUUUGUCGUACCUGCCGCUGGAUUUGUUGGAUGCCAAGACGGGGCGACCCAAUACACAGGGUGGCGUCCGUGGACGUGCAUGGCUGUUGCCCCUAUUGCGUGAGCAUAUUUCGAAUACAGAACUUGCUCACUUUGUCGAGGAGCUCGUACCACUAAGUGAAGCGCUCUUCGAAGUCCGCGUACAGGCUGAGCAGCCAUCCGAUGGGAGUGCACCGCGGCCUGUAGAAGCCAAGGUCAUGGAGGCGCUUAUUGAGCAGAUUUGGGUGUGCUUCCCAGGCUACUGCGACCUUUGUCGCGAUGUCGAUACAAGUCUUACACCGCACGUUCUGGAACUGCUGAUCAACGUGCUUCGAACGCAGACAAAUUUGCGUCCUGCUGUGCUGAAAGGACUCGAACUGCUUGUCCAGCGGAAUGAGUCCCUUAUUUCGUCGCAAGUUGAUGCUGCUCAGCUGCAGCGCCAGUUCGGCGUCGACCAGGCAGCUGGCCGGCGGUUCCUCGAGCACCUGCGUGCGAUGUCUGGUGUACUCCUUGCGGCGCUCUUCCAAUUGCUAACGGAGCUGCCAUCACAGUCGCGUGGCUUCGUGAUGGACUGCAUCGCGACGUACCUGGCGAUCCUCGACUCCCGCAGCGUCGCAGCUACGUUCGAAAAGGUCGCUGCGAUGCUGAAGCAGUCACUUGCGACGUAUGUGCCGAGUGCGCCUGCGCCAGGCAUGCCAGAGGCGAACAGUCCGCGGUACGUGCCGCCUGUUCCUCAUACAAUGCUCGACCUGUUCAUCGCGCUUGUGCCGUAUGUCAAGCGCGAGAAUGCAGCGGCGCUCUUUGAUGCAUGCAUGCAGGUGCUCACAGUGGAUGACAGCGGCUUGCAGAAGAAGGCGUACCGUGCGCUGUCGCGCUUACUGAGCACGUCCGAGGCGCCGGCUUUGCGUGCUCGCAAGGGAUCACCAGCGGCUCUUGUGACGCAACUUCUCGAGCAGGACGUGCCGUUGGGUGCGGUGCGGGAUCGACUUGCGCUCUUUCGUGCGCUUGUGCCAUACAUGCCCGACGCAGACUUGGGCUCCUUGGCGGCCCUUGUGCCUGAGGCCGUGCUGGGAACGAAGGAGGCGAACCAAGGCGCACGGAGAAGAAGCUUACUGCCUGCUCGUCGAGAUCGGCCACCGCAUGGCGCGUGGCGGCCGCAUUGA
Messenger RNA from Malassezia globosa CBS 7966, 2835 nucleotides. RefSeq lists its product as uncharacterized. The record is from RefSeq and is a predicted model, not a curated record. The transcript has a single exon. Lineage: Eukaryota; Fungi; Basidiomycota; Malasseziomycetes; Malasseziales; Malasseziaceae. The coding region runs from base 1 to 2835 and encodes 944 amino acids.